CGAAUAUCGCCAUUUCUGUUGGAACAUUGUUUUGGUGCGUCUGAAAACCGGAUCUUGUCCCUGCUGCAACUCAGAUUACUUUACUAUCUUCUUCCUCAAGAUUCUUCAUUCAACCUAACUCUAAUUUUCUCUUCAAUCACCGCUAGCAUCAUCAGUUUCUUCUUCCUUGAUCUACUACAAGUUUGAGGAAUCUGUUGUUUACGCGCUCAAGUACAUAACCGUACCUAGCUAUUUUUGCGUCCUGCGCGAGUUAAUUUUCGAUAUUAGGUGUGUUGAUGGUAACUUGGAUAGGAAACAUUUGUGCUCCGGAAAAGAGAUGAAAGAGAGGUCAUCUGGUCUGAUAAUUGGGAUCUCGAUAGGAGUGGUGAUUGGAGCUCUUUUAGCCGUAGGUGGGCUACUUUGCUUUAGGUUUCACCGGAAACGACCUCAAAUCGGUAAUAGCAGUUCUAGGAGGGCAGCGACUAUCCCCAUUCGUGCAAAUGGUGCUGAUACUUGCACCAUCUUAUCUGAUUCGUCAAUGGGUACUGAAUCGUCAAGAACUUCUGUACAAAAUGGCGUCCCGUUGUGGCUUGGUGGUCUUAAGAAGGGUCAUGUGGUUGCCGCUUCUGGAAUUCUCGAGUAUUCUUACAAAGAUCUACAGAAAGCAACCUACAAUUUCACCUCAUUGAUAGGCCAAGGGGCGUUUGGUUCGGUUUAUAAAGCUCAGAUGACCACUGGAGAAGCAGUUGCCGUUAAAGUUCUUGCAACCGAUUCCAAACAAGGCGAGAAAGAGUUCCAAACAGAGGUUAUGUUAUUGGGAAGAUUACAUCACAGGAACCUUGUGAAUUUGGUAGGAUAUUGUGCAGAAAAGGGUCAACAUAUGCUUAUAUACGUCUAUAUGAGCAAAGGCAGUCUAGCAUCUCAUUUGUACAGCGAAAAGCAUGACGUGUUAAGUUGGGAUCUUAGAGUUCAAAUAGCUUUAGAUGUAGCUAGAGGAUUGGAAUAUCUCCAUGAUGGAGCUGUUCCUCCAGUAAUACACAGGGACAUCAAAUCUUCUAACAUCCUGUUGGAUCAAGCAAUGGGAGCUAGGGUGGCUGAUUUUGGACUUUCUAGAGAGGAUAUGAUUAACAGAAAUGCCUCCAAUAUACAGGGAACGUUCGGAUAUCUUGAUCCUGAAUAUAUAUCAACAAGAACUUUCACCAAAAAAAGUGAUGUUUACAGCUUUGGAGUUCUUUUAUUUGAACUUAUUGCUGGAAGAAACCCUCAGCAGGGUCUCAUGGAAUAUGUUGAGCUUGCAGCGAUGAACACCGAGGGAAAAGUUGGAUGGGAAGAGAUAGUGGAUUCGCAUCUCGAAGGAAACUUUGACGAGCAAGAACUGAACGACGUUGCGGCUCUUGCAUACAAAUGCGUAAACCGCUCCCCAAGAAAAAGACCAUCAAUGAGGGACAUUGUGCAAGCACUUUCUCGUAUUCUUAUGAUGAGACCUAACAAAAAACAUCAUAGACGUGAUUCGUCUGUUGCAGCUGACGAGGUUGCUCUUAAUGUAGACCAACUAGGUCGUAGAAGUCCUAUGAACGGUGAACAUCGAAGGUUUGAAUCUUUUGGUAGCACGGCUGAGUCAUGUGAAGCUUGAUAUGAUAUGACCCUUGGCUUACUUUUGUAAUAUAUAUGGAAGCUUACAAGUAGGAGUUCCACAGUGUAUAGAUUAGGUUUUGGUGUGUUGUUGAGCGAGGAAAUUAGGUUUUAAAAUGAGUGUGUUUGGUGUUUGUAUAAUUGGUUGUUGAAGCUGACUUUGUUAUUGGUCUCUGAUCCUGUUACGGUUCAGUUUUGUAUAGUGACAGUGAACAUUGGAAUUUGAAAGAUUG
Messenger RNA from Helianthus annuus (common sunflower), 1844 nucleotides. Its product is annotated as calcium/calmodulin-regulated receptor-like kinase 1. The transcript has 9 exons. The record is from RefSeq and is a predicted model, not a curated record. Gene Ontology annotation, biological process: protein phosphorylation. Lineage: Eukaryota; Viridiplantae; Streptophyta; Magnoliopsida; Asterales; Asteraceae. Gene Ontology annotation, molecular function: protein kinase activity; ATP binding. The coding region runs from base 317 to 1612 and encodes 431 amino acids.